Messenger RNA from Brienomyrus brachyistius, 3647 nucleotides. Its product is annotated as forkhead box protein J1-B-like. Gene Ontology annotation, molecular function: DNA-binding transcription factor activity; sequence-specific DNA binding. Gene Ontology annotation, biological process: regulation of DNA-templated transcription. Bases 1860 to 3071 code for a protein of 403 amino acids. The record is from RefSeq and is a predicted model, not a curated record. NCBI's taxonomy places the organism in Eukaryota, Metazoa, Chordata, Actinopteri, Osteoglossiformes, Mormyridae. The transcript has 2 exons.
CUUAACAACUCGCAUACAAUUUUGCCUUUCAGAUAACGCAAUCCAUGUAUUCCGUAUCGUGCUUUCAGUAAGCAAGAGGAAAUGAAUCCUCUUUUGUUAAUGUAAUAUUUAGACCAAUGCAUAUCCACUCAACUCGCAUGUUAAUCUGUAGUAGUAGGGAAAAUGAUGCCCUGUGAUAAGGAACGUUAGAAGCACAUCUGUGGCGAUAUUUUCCGCUUUUAUGUUUACACCGAAUAUGUAUUUCUUUACCAGUAGUUAAAAAUAACUUAAUAAAUUAUAAAUAUUGCUGUUCUUAAAGCAACCCUACCAAAAUGUCUUCCUGGCGCUUCAUGUUACAGGAAAAAUACUUCUAACGUUCAGGCGCGACUAGUCUGUGCAGUUAGGGGAUUAGUGAUAUCUUUCAUGCACUUGUGUUUCUGUUAAACUGUACAAUAGCUGUGUUUGGUGGUGGGGAAAGCGGGGCAUGUGGCGCGGUUUUUUGCCGCCGGCUGCUUCGCCGGUGGGGGCGGCUUUGUGCGCCCAUUCCCGCCCUCAAUCUAUGUUUAUACAGGGGGACAUUUAUUAACGUCGCAUAUACAUCACUGCCGAAGCCGCAACCAUAAAACAGGCCUUGUACCCAUUCGAAAAUCUGUUCUUACCAAUAAAAUACGCACAAAAUAUGUACAAAUACAUAUUUGUUUUGAUUUGUAAACCCGACACCGAAAGUGGACUUAUGGAUGAACACCUACUUACAGUAUAACUACGGUGCUAAAUGUCUUAUUUAGAUUGUUUUAACUGUUUGUAAUAUUUCGUAGUUAUUUUAUGUUUUUACGUUUCGGGUUAUUCAAUGAUUUAAUUUCCUAUAGGCCUAUUCUAGCGAUGAAUACAGACUUGUGGCGUUAAAAGUCGACAUAACUGCGUAUUACAUGCAUCUAUAGACGAACCCAAACACUUUUAUGUGUAUGAUGAGGUCUAUAUGUGUGUAAUUAUACGACAUGCGCAUUAUAUACCCCAUAAGUAAAUCUUCCAGUAUUACUCUUUAUUAAUAAUACUGUAUGCGUUACACCAUCGAGGAAAUAGCUGCAGAAAACUAAUUGUUACUUUAUUAAGGCCGUAUACAGACCAGAUGAGAAUUGCUUUACACAGCCUUAUGUUACAGAUGUGUGGAAGUCCAUUUUAUCAACACGGUAAGAUAGCGUGAUGUGCGCUGGUUUUCCUGGGACAGUGCUGUCCGGCAGAGCAGAUCCCAGUCGCUCGUAACCGGAGACGCGGAAGGUGAAACCCGGAGCCGAUCGGCAGCCAAUCAGCGGCCCGCGAUCCGUUUAAAGGGCCCAUAAAGGGAGGCAAUCGGACGGAUCCUUCACAUCUAAGCCCUGGAGGCGCAUGCAGGAAAACGCAUCGCUGAUCUCUGAGAAGCGCCCCAUUUGUCAUCUAAACUCAUUUUUCUUACUGUUUUUGAGGACCAACUGUUUAGAGAUAACAUUUUAAACGGCCUUUAAGGAGCCAGCCCGCGCUUCACCGCAACUACGAGUCAGGUAAGGUAAAUUAGAUAAAAUGCAACAGGUUGGACAACGCUUGGACACUAUCGAUGUUACAAGGCAGGUAUUUGCUGGAGGAAGUUAAAUGUAUUUCGAAUAAUACUUCAAAUUGUGGACAGUUCAUCACGAAAUCGGAUUGGAUUCUUUUAGGGAAAAUAGGCCUAUUUACUAAGCGGAAAGUGUAACUCUGAGAUGGGGGCGUUUUUAAUGAGCGUCCUGCCUCUGGUUGAGGUUGGUAUGAAAUCUUUCGUCUGAUUCUCAUGGCAGGUGUCUGUGGAUCAACAGGAGGAUCUCGUGCCCACAUUUCGGGAUUUCUGGGAAUCUUCUCGGAGCUGCUCUGCCAUGCCCGUUCUCACCAGUGUGCAGCUCGCCUCCCAGUUUCAGGGGUGCUGGACAGCUCUCCAGCCCGAGGGCGGCUCGGAUUCGCCCGGCUCUCUGCCGCUGGACGACAGCCUGACGAGUCUCCAGUGGCUGCAGGAUUUUUCCAUCUUGAGCGCCACGCUGGAGAGACUGCCCCCGCACCAGGCGCCCACCUGCCGCAGAACGGACGCCCCUGCCAGCCCAGCAGCGGGUGACACGGCGGCCACGGGCACCCCCCGCGCCCUCGGCAGCCCCAUCAGCGCCAGCGCAUCUGCGGACGGCUGGCAGUGCCCUCAGGCGCCGGCGGAGGUGGACUACAGGACGGACCCGCGAGUGAAGCCCCCCUACUCGUACGCCACGCUCAUCUGCAUGGCCAUGCAGGCCAGCAAGAAGAGCAAGAUCACGCUGUCAGCCAUCUACAGCUGGAUCACGGACAACUUCUGCUACUACAGAUACGCUGAGCCCAGCUGGCAGAACUCCAUCCGCCAUAACCUCUCCCUGAACAAGUGCUUCGUGAAGGUUCCCCGGCAGAAGGGAGAGCCGGGGAAGGGUGGAUUCUGGCAGAUGGACCCCCAGCACGCUGACAUGUUCGUCAAUGGCGUCUUCAAGCGCCGUAGGCCGGCCUCCAGCCACAUGGGGGCGCAGCGGCAGGGCAGGGAGGCUCCCCCUGUUGGCCGCCAGCUGGCUGUGGGAGCUCCAGUACUCGGCAGUAAACGCAAACACCCGUCACCUGGCAAGGCUGGGAAAUGUGGACGGAGCUCAGGAGCCCCCCAGCCAGCGUCGGAGGCGAAGGAGAUGGGGGCCCUCAAGGGGGAUUUCAACUGGGCCUCCUCCUUCGACGACGUCGUGGGAGGAAUGGGGAGUACCUUCGAAGACCUGGACCUCAACCUGGCCCUGAACUCCCUGGGCUGCGACCUGGACACCUCUCUCCAGGGUCAACAUCAUGGCAGCGGGGGGCGCUGGUGCCCCAACGGGUCUGAACACGCCUGCGAGUACGUGGAGGCAAGCGGUGUGCCGGGCGGAGCCGGCGACGACCCCCAGACCCAACUGGAGGAGCUGACUCUCUUUCUAGAGCUGCCACACCCAUGGGAGGAGCUUAAGGAGGAGGCCACGCCCCUUACGCUGGACCAUGGCCUAUGCGAGGGCGUCUUUGCCGAUACGCAGCCCUGGGGCAGGGUGGAGUCAUACCUGUGACACCAGCCUACCUUGUCGUGCUGCUGCAGACACUCAGAAGAGCUACAGACUCCCGUUUGCUACAUUAGCAUUAUAUCUCCGUACACAGCGAACAUCUCGGUUUACUUUUUUACAUGGGUCUGAUGUAUUAACGCCGAGGCUUUUAUACAUAUCCAGUUUUAUUUCUCUUUUUGGCCCAAAAAAAAACCAUAACAUAUAAUUUGUAGUGCAAACAACUAAUGAAUUACUUUGUUGGGGAAAAAAAUUAUAUGGAAUAUUUGGGUAAUUUAGGCACUGGUUUAAGACAAUGAUGGAGGCAACUAAAUAAGGGAAAAUGUCCUCCAAACGCAAAAGAUAAAAUAAUUAAUAAUAAAUAAUUAAUAAUAAUAAGUAACAAUUAGUAAUAAUUACUAAUGAUUAAUAACAAUGAUUAUAAUUAAUAAUAGUUAUUCAUAAAGUUUUAAAGGAAAACAAAUGUCACACCUGUAAGUCAGCAAUGUCUUGCCUUGAGCAGACGGUCCAGAGCUUCACAGGGGUACGGCCAGACAUUUUGGGCCCCAACCCACACCAAUGGAAUUAUGUUCCAACCCCCCCCCC